AUGAAAGUUAUAGAGCUAUUCUCAAGCCUUUUUUUGGCAUUUAUUAUAUUACAUCCACAAUGUCAACAGAUUACAGCGGAUUCUACAACGGAAACGGCGAUAGAUACUUCAACUGCUGCAAAAACAGCUGAAUCAACGGCUAAAAUUGUGACUUCUGAUGCAACUACUGCUAAAUUACCAGCUACUACGGCACCUGUGGUCACAACAGAACCGACUGCUCCCAUGCCAGUUACAACAUUACCACUUGUAAUAACUACUGAGCCUGGUACGGGACCUACAGUAAUGACAACAUCCACCACAACUGUGACACGAACAACCAGAACAACAACAGCAAGACCCACGACAACCACAACAACUACUACUACCACUACCGUACUUUACACUACAGCACCACCACCCUCGAAUCCAACCUGGGAUGUUGUUGGAGGUCUAGCAGGUGGUCUAGUAGGCCUUGGACUAAUAGGUACCAUAGCCAGUGUAUAUAUGUGUUACACAAACUCUCAACGAAAUCUUGCUAGAAGUAGCGGGCGUAAGACUGGUGACGACUAUGUUCCCCUACAGGCAGUAUCAAGUUUCUAA
Messenger RNA from Adineta ricciae, 579 nucleotides. The record is from the annotation of a GenBank genome assembly. Lineage: Eukaryota; Metazoa; Rotifera; Eurotatoria; Adinetida; Adinetidae.